Pseudopodoces humilis (Tibetan ground-tit) is the source of this 1564-nucleotide messenger RNA. RefSeq names its product NIPA like domain containing 1 (gene NIPAL1). Gene Ontology annotation, biological process: magnesium ion transport. Gene Ontology annotation, molecular function: magnesium ion transmembrane transporter activity. Lineage: Eukaryota; Metazoa; Chordata; Aves; Passeriformes; Paridae. Gene Ontology annotation, cellular component: membrane. The record is from RefSeq and is a predicted model, not a curated record.
AGGCAAAAGCUGCCAAGGUACUUCAGGAGACAACGCUCUUCUUUGGAUUCAGCGUUCAGGUGUUGUGUUCUCUUCUUCUUGCUGUGACUCCUGCCAAGCAUGGUACCAGAUGAUCAACGUGUCUGAAUCACUCACUCCUUUCCACACCUCUAUGGAGGGGUCUGGCAAUGAAACAGACUGGAGCAUUUCUAUGCCUUCUGGAAGCAAAUACCACCUCUACAUUGGCUUGGCUUUGGCUAUAGGUUCCAGUAUCUUUAUUGGUUCUAGUUUCAUACUGAAGAAGAAAGGACUUUUGAAACUGGCAGACAGAGGAGUCACCCGAGCUGGACAAGGUGGAUAUUCUUAUUUGAAGGAAUGGCUUUGGUGGGCUGGACUGCUAUCAAUGGGAUUAGGAGAAGCUGCAAACUUUGCUGCCUAUGCCUUUGCACCUGCAACCUUAGUUACCCCCUUGGGUGCACUGAGUGUUCUAAUAAGUGCUAUAUUGUCAUCCUAUUUUUUAAAUGAGAAGCUGAAUAUUCAUGGAAAGCUGGGCUGUGUACUGAGCAUUUUGGGGUCAACAGUCAUGGUUAUUCAUGCCCCAGAGGAGGAGGAGGUCACCUCACUAGAUGAGAUGGAAAGAAAGCUGCAAGAUCCAGCGUUUGUUACAUUUGCUGUUCUCCUAACAGUCGUUGCCCUUGUUCUGAUUGUUGUUGUGGCUCCAAAGAGAGGUCAGACAAAUAUACUGAUCUACAUUUUAAUUUGCUCACUCAUCGGUGCCUUCUCUGUCUCAUCUGUGAAAGGCCUGGGCAUUGCCAUUAAGCAAAUGCUGGAGAGGAAGCCAGCCUAUCGCCAUCCAUUGGUUUAUAUUUUGGUGGGCAUCUUGGUGCUCUCAGUCAGCACUCAGAUCAACUAUCUCAACAAAGCACUGGACGUGUUCAACACAUCCCUUGUGACACCCAUUUAUUACGUGUGCUUCACUACAACAGUGGUGACAUGCUCCAUCAUCUUGUUCAAGGAGUGGAGUAGUAUGGAACUGGGUGACAUCAUUGGAACCCUGAGUGGAUUCUGCAGCAUCAUCAUUGGCAUUUUCCUAUUGCACGCUUUCAAAAACACUAACAUCACCUGGAGUCAACUGAUGUCCACUGUUGCCAAAGAACAAUUCCAUGAAUUGGAAACCAGUCACACUUUGCUGGAGACCAUGGAGGACCCAGCUUUGGUAUAUGAGGAGGACAACGUUUUAUUCAGUCGAUGAAACACUCAAGAAGUGUUCAUCAUCAAAGUAUCAUGAAGUGCAAACUCAGCCCAUCCAUGUCUACUAGAAUGCUUUACUUUUCUGCAGUCCUCUGGAAAUUUGUCUAUGAGACCUGUUAAGUGUGGGCCACUCCUCUCUAUGUCAGCUGUUGGCAGUAGUGAAUGAAUAUGUUCAGUAAUUAGCAUGACAGACAGAAACCUGGUGGUGAUUAUAUGUUAGGCAAUGAAAAACAUGGUCCUUUUUUAUGCAGCAUCUUUUCUUGGGAAAUUUUAGCAAAAAAAAAUGGUCUUUGUAAGCCAAGUUUAAAAAAUGCAACUUUCUUUUAAUGAUAAA